Sabethes cyaneus is the source of this 2806-nucleotide messenger RNA. RefSeq lists its product as uncharacterized. The record is from RefSeq and is a predicted model, not a curated record. Bases 129 to 2597 code for a protein of 822 amino acids. NCBI's taxonomy places the organism in Eukaryota, Metazoa, Arthropoda, Insecta, Diptera, Culicidae. The transcript is spliced from 3 exons.
UAUGACUGGUGGCUACUUGUCUAACCAUAACGAUUUCAAUAACAAUUGUGUAUCUUGUUAUAAACCGAAUUAGGCAUAGAAAAGCCCAAGUACGAGAAGUACGACAAGCGAUUGACGAUCAACGGAAUAUGGGAAAUAUCGGAUAUAUCGGAGGCAAUAUUGGGUAUAUUGGAUCGGGGCCACUUAAUAUGGAUUAUCCGUACGAACAUGGAACAGCACAUUAUCAACUUUGGAAACCACCCGGCAGUUAUUUUGCUAGAGGUGAAGCCCCACCGCCUUACGAAGAAGCGAUUGCGUUGGCUCAAGCAGAAUCUCUCAGUACUUGUACAGUAAGUGUUGCUACAUCAACUCAGAGGCAGUAUCCGAUCGGGCUGACAGAAACUGAAGCAACACAAACCAUCACUGCAAAUACAACCAACCUAAUCAACAUCAAUAUUAACAAUGGUGGAAAUCUAACAGCAAUAGCUACUGGUGAAAAUCAUAUAGCAUCUGCCAUCUCUACUGCUGACGCUCAAAUUGAUACAUCCAAUACAAACGUUUCUAACGAAACAUGUGUUGCAUUUCCGACGAGUUAUUAUACUAUUCCCGUAACUACAUCCGAAGUGUGUACGAAUCAAAACUGUGAUUUAAAUCUUGGAAGUAACUGUACUUAUUCAUUGUCCAAUGCUUCAAAUUUAAAAGACGUACAAACGUGUACGAAUCAAACAAUCGUAUCGAGCACAAACGCAACGACGCCAAAAAAUAGAGCAAUGGAGAGAUUCGCGGACACAUUUAACAAUUCUACUAAUCGUACAAUUCUACCGCCACCUAUAUUUGACAGUAUCGCCAACGAACCAACCACUGCCAGCGAAGAAAUUGCAUCAAUAACAAAACUUCGUCCAGCAGGGAAGCGAUAUCACCGAACAAUACCAAGGCAUUAUACGGCUGUGGAUCCGAUAAUCAAUCCACUUAAGGCAAACCGUGGUACCAUUGUAGCAACAGUAUUAACAGAUAAUUCUAGUAAUAUCCCUUGUAAGAGCGAUGCUAUAAGUAAAAACAAUCGUUCAGAUCCGAAAUUACUCGGAGCGAAGAAAAUGUCCUGCCAAUGCCCAGUGCAACAUACCCCAAUGUCUUAUCUUUCAUCUCACGUUGCUGGAAUAAAUCAACACGCUAGCAAUGAAUCUGCAACAAUAUCUGAUAAUGGACGAGCUCUCACUAUUAAAAAGAGACCUUGCGAUCUUACACGAAAUAUCAAUAUGCCGAAAAAUACAAUGAACGCGCAUAUAAAUCCUUUAACCCCCACACAAUGCAAAAGUUCAUUGAAAAAUAAACCAGAAAUUUACGAUGGCAGCGAAAGUGGUUUAUAUUCUAGCACGGAUUUUGUUAAAUUACAAUAUGUUCCCAACUCUAGCAAACCUGCAAAUGAUCUGACACGUUUUGAUGCAAAUACGGGUUUAAAAAAACAAAACUCAUUAACCAGAAAAUCUGGUUUCAUGAACGAUAAUCCACUAGUCGUUAAUCCGGUUUCAAAAACAUGCCCGGAUAUUAAAGGACAGGAAGUUAAUACGAAAGACAUUGGUUCGCAAAAUUUAACAUGUGUAAAGCAAAAUGCAUCGUAUGAUCGGGAAACUCAUAGGAAAUUAGUAAAUUCGUCAAAACCAAACAUUGAGCAAAAUCCUGAACUUCCACCAAAAAUGUACAAACACAAUAUCGGUAGAUCAUCAGGUGCUCAUAGAAAAUCUUAUUAUAGUAAUUCUAAAACCCACGCCAUCUCCAAACUUUCUAGUGACAAUGCUAAAUUCUCUAUUCCAAUAACAAACUCUGCCAACCUUUACAAAGAUGAUGCUAAUCAAGCACAAAGAAACCAUUUCACAAAAUCAUUACCAAGAAAUGUUGCUGGAGCCAGUCAUGAAUAUGCACAACUUCCUCAAAAGUCAGCAUACGGAGCAAAUGAUAGUAGUAGUACUAGCAUUAACUUUAACACUUUGCCAAAGAAAAACAAACAUAGUACUCGUAGUUCAAAUUUAUUAACAGAAGUAGUAAGUAAGGUGCCAUCAGUAAUUAACAUUCCAUCGACAUUCCAACCACCUCCACUGUUGGAAAUUGGAAACUGUGCUCCAGAAUCUAAAGAAGCUGCUUUUAUCAAUCACACUUUAAAUAACAACAAGAAAUCAGUUACUAAAAGAGCUAAUAAUGAUGAUUCGUCACGGUCUGAUCACACAUACAGUUCUAACCGACUUGGUGUACAUGCUUAUGUAACAAAAUCAGAUAAACCUCUUCCGGUGUUGACGACGUCGACGAACUGUGUAAAUCCUAAAGAGCACUUUCUUCCCAACGACAACAGUCUUGACGAUGAUUAUCUGAGCGAAUGUGAAAACUGUAAAUCCGCACAUGGUUCGCGCUACUACUUGGAAGAAGAGAUUGAUGGAGCUCCACAGGAAACAAUGACGCUACAACGAAAGAUGCCGGAAAACGAAGAAGAUCAACAAAACUACUAUCGUGUAUCAUCUACGCUACCGACCAACACAAGUAGAAAAACACCGAUCGUCAAAAACCGUGACACAUGGUUUACAACUAUCCCUGCUAGUUCAUCAUCGGAAGAAGAUAUAGUGGAAUAAUAACAUAGAUGUGUCAUCUAAUGUUCUUCACAUUGUGUUCCAUUGUAGAUGUACUUAUCCAAUAAUCUAAAUGCAAAGCACAUUUUUCAAAGCUUUAUAAGCUUUAUUUAUGUGCAGGCCACAUAUUUUGUUCUAUGUUAACAAAUCAUCAUUAUUAUCUAACAGUUUAUAUUUUAAUAAACACGAAUGAAUCUAUACGUGACGAAUCG